Molecule: messenger RNA, 2394 nt
Organism: Chanos chanos (milkfish)
Lineage: Eukaryota; Metazoa; Chordata; Actinopteri; Gonorynchiformes; Chanidae
Gene: pot1
Product: protection of telomeres 1 homolog
Exons: 18
Biological process (GO): regulation of telomere maintenance via telomerase; telomere capping
Cellular component (GO): nuclear telomere cap complex; chromosome, telomeric region
Molecular function (GO): telomerase inhibitor activity; G-rich strand telomeric DNA binding
Source: RefSeq, a predicted model, not a curated record
AAUGCAGAUGGUGUCAUGCCUCUCCAUAUACUCAGAGAACAUUCCGACCUCCAAUCAAAAGUUCCUCCAUACUUCCAGAUAGCUUCCAUUCCAAGCAUAACACCCCAUACAGACUGCACACACAGGAAUGUGCAGGGUCGAGUGGCUCACAAGGGCCCUGUGGUAUCCAGUUCAGAUAAUGACUACAUUCUUAAAGCUGUCAUCCAAGAGGAAGACCUCCAGCAGAGCUGUGCACCAGCAGAGGCAUCAAUCAGUGUCAUUCUGUUUGGUUCACUGGCCAAGGACUUCUCACAGUCUGUCAGUCAGGGGGAUGUGGUCCUAAUCACUGGAUUCACCGUCAGUAAAUCUCCCACUGCUGAGCUGGACAGACUUCACCCCUGUCACCUAGUGUUAAAGGGCCCGGAUGCCUGUGUGUAUGUUUGUCCCUCAGCUUGUCCUCCCUCCAGAAGGAUCCCAGCCGUCAGCAGCAGCUCUGAGCCAAAAUACACAUAUAUUCCCCUAAACGAGCUGAAACCCAGGAUGGUGGUGAAUGUUUAUGGUGUGGUGACCUUCUUCAAGCAGCCUUUUCCCACCAAAGGCACAGACUAUUGCUCAACACUGAAGAUCACUGAUCAGUCCAACGCUAAGAUAUGCUGCAUGAUCUUUUCUGAGAAACUUGAGGACCAUCCAGAAAUCUUCAGAGUCGGGGACAUCAUCCGUCUACACAGAGUCAAGACUCAGUUGUUCAACAGUUCCAUUACGCUGAUGACCAGCCUUGGUUGGUCCACAGUAACGUUUGAUGGUACAGUGGACAGUCCAGUGGAGCCACGCUCCUCCAACAGCAAGUCCUUCCAUUUUGAUGAAGUGGAUAAGCAUAAGGUAGCGGCACUGCGGCAGUGGGCUGCUAGCCAGUCAGCCUUGUUCAGUAAGGCCACUAUCCCCCUGUCUGCCGUACAGCCUAAAAUGUACUUUGAUCUGACCUGCCAACUGCUGGCCAAAGCCCGCAUGGACAGUCGCUGCAUUUUACUGAAGGUGUGGGAUGGGACUAAAUGUCUUCAUCCUCUGCUGAACGUGGAACCAGAGUCUGUAGAGGGGGAUACCAGUUUCCUCGAGGACAAAGAGAACCUCGUUGCCAGCGUACUUGUCUAUGACAACCACACGGAGCUUGCAGGAGCACUGAAGCCUGGAGUGUUCCUGCGUUUCUACAACCUCCAUGCUGUGCCUCAGGCUUCUCCAGGUCUCCUCCCAGACUGUCCCAAUCAUCUGGGUUUCCAUCUGCAUGGGGGGACAUCGUAUGGCCGCGGCCUGCGGGAGCUCCCCUCAGACAGCCCAGACCUGUUCCCCCUCAAGAGAGCAUUACAGGCCCAUGCUAAUUUGGAUAAUAAUAAUUCAGUUGGUGAUGAUACUCUUCUGGAUAUCUGGCACACCCCUCCAGAAUCUGUAGGUAGGUUUCCGUUCUCACCAUAACUCUCCCAGCCCAGUCUCGUUAUGAAUCAGCACAGCUAUUCUGCUUACGGAGUUCGGACGUGUGAGCACACACUGCAGCGUGUGACUCUGGCCCGUGUGAAGAGAUCCUCUCCUCGAGUCCACCACAUCAGAGCCCAAAUUAAAUCCUACCAACCACAGAGACUCUACCAGUGUCUUAAACUCUUCUGUCCAAAGUGCAAAACCAUCCGGGAAGUCCCUGAUGAUGAGACCAUAGCACAGCAGUUUGAGGAUGCUUUGGGAGACAGUAGCCCCUGCAGUGAGCACUGGGCUGUGUCCUCCAGCAUGGACGCCAUACAGCAGGACAGGACCAUCUCCAUGCACGUCUCAUCUGACAUGGUGCUGCAAAACACACACUCACAGCUGGUUUUCAUCCAGGGGAUGACUCUGGUGGAAAUGUGUGUGAUAGCACAGGGACAUAAGAACCUGGUCCCUGUCAGGUCCUCUCAGGGCAGAAUGAGUCUCCUGGACCUGUCUGCCCCAUUCCUCUUCUGUGGGGGAAGAAGACAUUACAGGUGCAGGCAGUGUUCCCAGAAUAACUUUGUGGAGCCGCUGGUGUCUGGAGUGGAGGUGUGGAAUGAGCAGGGUGUGGCAAAUGCUUUAGGGGUGCAACUGAUGCAGUAUGUCAUGCUGCUGAAGUUUGAGCUGGAAGAUGAGACCGACUGCCUGGAGGCCUUGCUGUGGGAGGACGCUGAAAAGUUCUUUCACGUCUCCGCUACUGAGACAUCACACCAAAAGGACCUACAGGAUUGUAUUAAGCAGACCAUGACCAGUUUUCAUCCACCAGGGGUCAGCAGAGAGAAACGUCCUUGGCUGGAUUUUUGCCUGACUGCAUACACUGUAGAUGACACGGAGCAGGGCCAUGUGUGCUACCAGAUCUUAAACACAGAGACCAGAAAAGUUCAGGAACUCAUGCAGUCAGCUCAGUGA